AUGUUCAUUCUCUUAGACUCUUUGUUAAUUGUUUGUUUGUUUAACAGAACCCAGGAUAACGGGACAGAUUCCAGGACAGAGGGACAGAACCCAGGACAGCGGGACAGAACCCAGCACAACGGGACAGACUUUAAGACAGCAGGACAGAACCCAGGACAGAACCCAAAACAGCAGGACAGAACCCAGGACAGAACCCAAAACAGCAGGACAGAACCCAGGACAAAGCGACAGAACUCAGGACAGGGGAAAAGAACCCAGGACAAUGGGACAGAACCCAGGACAACACGACAGAACCCAAAACAGCGGGACAGAACCCAGGUCAACGGGACAGGACCCAAAACAGCGGGACAGGACCCAAAACAGCGGGACAGAACCCCGGUCAGUGGGACAGAACCCCGGUCAGCGGGACAGAACACAGGACAGCGGGACAGAACACAGGACAGCGGGACAGAACCCUGGAUAACGGGACAGAACCCAGGACAAAACCCAGGCUACCGGGACAGAACCCGACAGAACCCAGGACAACGGGACAGAACCCAGGACAACGGGACAGAACUCAGGACAGAACCCAAGAUAACGGGACAGAACCUGACAGAACCCAGGAUAACUGGACAGAACCCAGGAUAA
Molecule: messenger RNA, 627 nt
Organism: Pelobates cultripes (western spadefoot toad)
Lineage: Eukaryota; Metazoa; Chordata; Amphibia; Anura; Pelobatidae
Source: the annotation of a GenBank genome assembly